Messenger RNA from Nicotiana attenuata, 642 nucleotides. RefSeq names its product germin-like protein 9-3. Gene Ontology annotation, molecular function: manganese ion binding. Bases 1 to 603 code for a protein of 200 amino acids. Gene Ontology annotation, cellular component: cell wall. The record is from RefSeq and is a predicted model, not a curated record. The transcript has a single exon. Lineage: Eukaryota; Viridiplantae; Streptophyta; Magnoliopsida; Solanales; Solanaceae.
AUGGCGUCAUUCCACCUGAAAAGUGUCCUUUUUGUUGUAGCCAUGUUUACCAUUUUUUUGAUGGCUCAAGCUAGUGAUCCAGAUAUCUUGUCCGACUUCACUGUUCCUCCAGGAAGCGCGAUAGAUGGGAACUUAUUUACCUUCACAGGCACGCGUGGAGUUUUUGGCAGUGUCAUUGAGAAGUUGAAAGUAACAAAAGCUAGCAAGGCAGAGUUUCCAAUUUUGGAUGGUCAGAGUGUUUCAUUGGCAGUACUUCAGUUUCCAGGAGGAGGUGUCAACCCGCCCCACACCCAUCCUCGCGCAGCUGAGCUGCUAUUCGUCGUUCAAGGUAGUCUCGAGGUUGGAUUUGUGGACACCAGUAACAAGCUUUACACUCAGACUCUUCAAGUUGGGUACUUGUUUGUGUUCCCAAAAGGAUUAGUGCAUUAUCAGUAUAAUUCUGAUUGGAAUAAAUCAGCUACAGCUGUUUCUGGUUUUGGUAGUGCCAAUGCUGGAACUGUUUCGCCAUUGUUUUCUACAGGGGUCGAUGAUCACAUUCUUGCUAAGUCAUUCAAGUCUGAUGUUACCACUAUUCAGAAAAUCAAGGCUGGUCUUUCAUCUUAGGAAAUUUCUGCAUUUUCACUACUAAGUUUUUGUGAGUGA